Betta splendens (Siamese fighting fish) is the source of this 3388-nucleotide messenger RNA. RefSeq names its product glutamate receptor, ionotropic, kainate 1a (gene grik1a). Gene Ontology annotation, molecular function: transmitter-gated monoatomic ion channel activity involved in regulation of postsynaptic membrane potential; kainate selective glutamate receptor activity. The record is from RefSeq and is a predicted model, not a curated record. Lineage: Eukaryota; Metazoa; Chordata; Actinopteri; Anabantiformes; Osphronemidae. Bases 473 to 3214 code for a protein of 913 amino acids. Gene Ontology annotation, cellular component: presynaptic membrane; plasma membrane; postsynaptic membrane. The transcript has 17 exons. Gene Ontology annotation, biological process: modulation of chemical synaptic transmission; synaptic transmission, glutamatergic; monoatomic ion transport.
GGCACAGGUGGUGUAAAGUCAGUCAAAGGAUGUAGGAGUUUGAAACCACCAGUACUAACAAUACCUCGAGGAACAGGUGGUUUUCUAUAUCCCUUUAUUUUGAAAGACAUUACCGGAUGUUAGCCAAAUUUUAGCUCCUUUGACGCCGAUGCGCGCUCACUCCACUCUCCAACCGGUUUCUCCUGCGUCUGAGACGCACGGACUGAUGAGUGGAACAACUGGACCUGUUUCCUCGACCUGUUCGAAUGCAUUUUGUUGUCCAAACUGGAUCCUUGAUAUUUUCCCUCAUCGGGUUUUUUUUUUUUUAUUUCAUCUUUGUUGCGUCGGAGGAAUGCCGAGUGGAAAAGGGUCGGAUCGGGCAUGAAACUUAAGCAGCGCGCUGGAACGGCGCGUCGGGGGCUCCGCCGCUCGGACGGAGGUCGCUUCUCCGUGUCAUGCCGCCAGAACUAGCGGCGAGGUCACCCGGAGCACUAUGGGGGAAGGAAAGCCACUUUUCCUCGUUGUCGUCUGCGCGGCGCAGCUGUGCCUGAGCUCCGCGCAGGUCCUCAGGAUCGGGGGCAUCUUUGAGACGCGGGAAAGCGAGCUGGUGAGCAUGGACGAGCUGGCGUUCAAGUUCGCCGUGAAUAACAUAAACCGCAACAAGACGCUGAUGCCCAACACCACCCUCACCUACGACAUUCAGAGGAUCAACCUCUUUGACGGCUUCGAGGCUUCUCGGAGAGUGUGUGACCAGCUGGCUCUCGGGGUGGUCGCCGUGUUCGGACCCUCCCACAGCUCCUCCGUCAGCGCCGUUCAGUCCAUCUGCAACGCCCUGGAGGUCCCUCACAUCCAGACCCGCUGGAAGCACCCGUCGGUGGACAACAAGGACACCUUCUUCAUCAACCUGUACCCGGAGUACACGGCCAUCGCCAGGGCCAUCCUGGACGUGGUGACCUUCUUCAAAUGGAGGAAGCUGACGGUGGUUUAUGAGGACAGCACAGGUCUGAUGCGGAUGCAGGAGUUGAUCAAGGCCCCGGCGAAGUUCAACCUGAAGGUGAAGAUCCGGCAGCUCACGCCGGGCAACCAGGACGCCCGGCCGCUGCUCAAGGAGCUGAAGAAAGACAAGGAGUUCUUCAUCAUCUUCGACUGCUCCUAUCGCAUGGCUGCAGAGCUGCUGAAGCAGCUUUCCUCAAUGGGGAUGAUGACGGAGUACUACCAUUUCUUCUUCACGACUCUGGACCUGUUCGCCCUGGACCUGGAGCCGUACCGCUACAGCGGCGUCAACAUGACGGGCUUCAGGCUGCUGAACAUAGACGACCCGUGGGUCGCCGCCACCAUGGACAAGUGGGCGGGUGAACGGCUGCAGGGGCCCAAACAGGAAAGCGGGCUGAUGGACGGAGUCAUGACCACGGACGCCGCCCUGAUGUACGACGCCGUGUUCAUGGUGGCCGUGGCGUCGCAGCGGGCCACGCAGAUGACCGUCAGCUCCCUGCAGUGCCACCGCCACAAGCCGUGGCGCUUCGGACCGCGCUUCAUGAACCUCUUCAAAGAGGCUCAGUGGGAUGGACUGACGGGCCACAUUGUUCUGAAUAAGACGGACGGCCUGAGGAGGGACUUUGAUUUGGACAUCAUCAGCCUCAAAGAGGACGGCACCGCCAGGGGAAUUGUCGAGGGCGGAAGUCGACUCACCAAAAGGUGGAUCAAGAUUGCCGUGUGGAACUCGUACAGGGGGAUGAACCUGACGGAGAAGACCACCCGAGACAAGAAUACCAAUGUGACAGACUCUCUGGCUAAUAGGACUCUUAUUGUCACCACGAUCCUGGAGAAUCCGUAUGUGAUGUAUAAAAAGUCCGACAAGGAGCUGUCGGGGAACGAUCGCUUCGAGGGCUACUGUCUGGACCUGUUGAAGGAGCUCUCCAACAUCCUGGGUUUCACCUAUGAAGUCCGACUGGUGGCUGAUGGGAAAUAUGGCGCCCAGAACGACAAGGGGGAGUGGAACGGGAUGGUGCGGGAGCUGAUCGACCACGUCGCAGACCUCGCUGUGGCUCCGCUGACCAUCACCUACGUCAGAGAGAAGGUCAUCGACUUCUCCAAGCCCUUCAUGACCUUGGGCAUCAGCAUCCUGUAUCGCAAGCCCAACGGCACCAACCCGGGCGUGUUCUCCUUCCUCAACCCCCUGUCCCCGGACAUCUGGAUGUACGUGCUGCUGGCCUGCACGGGCGUUAGCUGCGUGCUGUUUGUGAUCGCGAGGUUCACGCCCUAUGAGUGGUACAACCCGCAUCCGUGCAACCCGUCCUCCACCCUGAUACAGAACAACUUCACUCUGCUCAACAGCUUCUGGUUUGGGAUUGGGGCCCUCAUGCGACAAGGCUCUGAGCUGAUGCCGAAGGCUCUGUCCACUCGUAUAGUGGGAGGCAUAUGGUGGUUCUUCACGCUCAUCAUCAUCUCCUCCUACACCGCCAACUUGGCCGCCUUCCUCACGGUGGAGCGCAUGGACGCGCCCAUCGACUCGGCAGACGACCUGGCCAAACAGACCAGGAUCGAGUACGGGGCCGUGAGGGACGGGUCCACUAUGACCUUCUUCAAGAAAUCGAAGAUCUCGACCUACGAGAAGAUGUGGACGUUCAUGAGCAGCAGGCAAAACACUGCGCUGGUCAAAAACAACAAGGAGGGCAUCACGCGGGUGCUGACGACAGACUACGCCAUGCUGAUGGAGUCCACCAGCAUCGAGUACAUCAGCCAGAGGAACUGCAACCUCACGCAGAUCGGGGGGCUCAUAGACUCCAAGGGCUACGGGGUGGGAACGCCUAUAGGAUCUCCGUACAGGGAUAAAGUGACCAUCGCCAUCCUCCAGCUGCAGGAGGAGGGGAAGCUGCACAUGAUGAAGGAGAAGUGGUGGCGGGGCAACGGCUGCCCAGAGGAGGACAACAAAGAGGCCAACGCUCUGGGCGUGGAAAACAUCGGCGGCAUCUUCAUCGUCCUGGCGGCCGGUUUGGUGCUGUCAGUGUUCGUGGCCAUCGGCGAGUUCAUCUACAAGGCCCGCAAGAACGCGGACAUAGAGGAGCAGUACGUCUCUCUGAGCACCAUGAUGGAGGACUUGGGCAUCUCCCUGCAGUGCUACAGAGGCGUCCGGAGGCGGUCGCGUCCACACAGCGCAGCCAGGUCCACGUGCAUCUUCUGUCAGCCGAAGCUGGCUGUGAAGAGGGAGGGGAGGAGGCGAGACUCCAGCAGCUGAGCCGCGAGACGGACGCUUAUCUGUGGACGAUGACUGAUGUCGACGUGACUGUGCUGACUAUUAUACUUUAAAUGUAGACGUCCUGGCCUUGUGUGCAGAUUAAUAUUAAAACAGCUGUAAAUGUAUGACAAUCUCACAUUUUACGAUUUAAAAUACUUUUUUGCAUUUUUUCAA